GAAAACCUACCCGGCGUGGCAGGGAAAAUCUGGCGAAAAAGAAAAGGAUUGUCGAGAACAGUGUCCAACUUUACCACCAACUUGGAAGUGUACCCUCGGCAAAUAAGACGCUGCCAUACUCCAUCCAACAUUCACCCCGACGUUUCUCCAACAUUCACCCUCUGAAGUUCCGUCUUGAGCUUGCCCUACAUUCCCUGUAUCAACAACGAUUUGAAUCCGAUAUCCCCUGAUUUUCAAACGCGGGAUUUCCAGCUUUUAUUUACAUUCACGUUGAGCCCCUCACGUAUCUCAUGCUUUAGAGUAUGACCUUAGACGUCCCUCUUGACCCUUCCCAGCACGACCCCGACCAGUUGAUUAAGUAUUUGGAGACGCAUCUGGCUCCCGCUUACUAUAAAAAAAACCUUUUGGACGCCUCUAACAGAACCAGCACCGCGGCCACACCCCACUCCCGCGCAAGUAGCACCAACUCACCGUUCACCAACACAAACCCCUCGUCUCCUAAGAUGCCCGAAACCGGCCCUACGUCCACCAUGGCGCCUGCAGCCGUCAUAUACAGCCCAAACAACACGCCGAUAUCGCUCCCGAGCGCGCCCGUGGAGCAGCCGUUCUACGUGAACGCGAAGCAGUAUCACCGCAUCCUCAAGAGACGGAUCGCGCGCGCAAAGUUGGAGGAGAAUUUAAAGAUUGCCCGCUGUAGAAAGCCGUACUUACACGAGUCCAGACACAAGCACGCGAUGAGAAGACCUCGUGGCCAGGGCGGCCGCUUCUUGACCGCAGCGGAGAUUGCUGAGCGCGACAAGUUGGAGAAGUUGAAGGAGUUGAGUGAACAGCACCAGCAGCACCAACAGCAAUUCGGUCAGAAGCCCAAGGUACCGGCGAAGGACAAACCCGAAGAUGCGGAUUUGAUCGCCCAGGUAUUGCAGGAGAACGGGAUUCCGGAGGUUAAGCACAAGAAACCCGAGACCGAGAUGAACCCUGUGGUGGCGACGGUGUUGGUGUCUGAGCUGCUUCCCGAGAGCAGUUCCUCGGACGAUGCCAACGUCGCGGUCUCCGACACCACCACCACGACCGAGGGUACUCCGCUUGCCGCAAUGGAUGGCUUAGACUUGUUGCAGGGUGCCAGCGCCGUUCCACCAAAGGAUUUGGAUGUGGACUUUGACGUUGAGACGCUCAUCAAGCAAGAAGAGGAGGCGCAGAAGUUGCGGAUGAACCAGCAGACCGCCUUGACCCAGGAUUUGGCGUAGCAGGCCGACGUUUAUACAUCUCGCCGUGUUUUGCUACCGCUAGGUUGAGGCCUAGAAGUAGUACCGUUGUACAUAUCCUCGCGGCGAUCCCAUCCUCCAAAGUCUUGAAGUUUUCAAAACCUAUCCAAAAUUUCCGUUUUCUUACCGCUCUUUUCCUUUCAUGAUCUAAUGUUUUCUGACUCUUUUUAUAUCCCUUGACGAUCCUUUUGUAAUAUUUUCCGCUUUUCCACUCACUGAGUAAUGAAUAAAAACAAAAUCCAACACUGUAAGUGGCCCGUCCAGACUGAACUUCAAAGGUGUUGGGUAUAGCUAGAAUCUAUCGUUUAUAGCCUGUGUAUUUUCACCCAACCACGUUGGCCGCUGAUGAAUUAAAGAAAAAAUGGCCUCAAAAAAUGAAUAUUUGGCUAACCAGUUUCAUUGAAAUGCAGGGAUUGGA
This is a messenger RNA of Babjeviella inositovora NRRL Y-12698, 1680 nucleotides long. It is a transcript of the gene HAP2, whose product is annotated as Hap2p. The transcript has a single exon. Lineage: Eukaryota; Fungi; Ascomycota; Pichiomycetes; Serinales. Gene Ontology annotation, biological process: regulation of transcription by RNA polymerase II. The record is from RefSeq and is a predicted model, not a curated record. Gene Ontology annotation, molecular function: DNA-binding transcription factor activity, RNA polymerase II-specific; RNA polymerase II cis-regulatory region sequence-specific DNA binding. Gene Ontology annotation, cellular component: CCAAT-binding factor complex. The coding region runs from base 303 to 1244 and encodes 313 amino acids.